Molecule: messenger RNA, 1151 nt
Organism: Carlito syrichta (Philippine tarsier)
Lineage: Eukaryota; Metazoa; Chordata; Mammalia; Primates; Tarsiidae
Gene: PDCD2L
Product: programmed cell death 2 like
Exons: 7
Coding region: 1-1104 (367 amino acids)
Cellular component (GO): cytoplasm
Source: RefSeq, a predicted model, not a curated record
AUGGCGGCUGUCCGCAAGCCGGUACUGCUCGGGCUUCGCGACGCGGCAGUGCACUGCAGCCCCCCCGGGCCGGGCGCCUGGACGGCAAACAAGUUGGGCGGCGUUCCGGAUGCUCUGCCUACCGUGGCAGCGCCGAGGCCGGCGUGUGAGCGCUGCGGGCAGCUUCUCACGCUGGUCGUGCAGGUGUACUGCCCUCUGGAAGGAUCUCCGUUUCACCGGCUGCUGCACGUGUUCGCUUGCGCCUGCCCCAGCUGCAGUCACGGCGGGGCGCGCAGCUGGAAGGUGUUCCGCUCCCAGUGUCUGCAAGUGCGAGAGCAAGAGGCGCAGUCGGACGCUCAGAAACAGGAAAAUGGCCUUGCAGCUGAGGACUGGUGUGAAGGUGCGGAUGACUGGGGAAGCGAUAUUGAGGAGGCCUCUUCACCACAGCUUACUUUGGAUUUUGGAAAUGACUCCAGUAACGCCCAAGAUACAGAUUGGACUGCCCAGCUCCAAGACCUCCGCCUGCAGGAUGCUGUCCUGGAGGCUGCUCACCCUGCACCUCCAGGAGAACGGGUGGCCUUGCCCACUGGGGGACUGCAGUUCCUGCCCUACUAUAUCUGUGUUGUAGAUGAGGAUGAUUACAGGUACUCGGUCAGUCUGGAUCAUGCACACAGCCUUCUGAGGGACUAUCAACAGAGAGAAGGAAUUGCUGUGCAUCAGUUGCUUUCCCAAAGUCUUUCCAGUGAUGGUAAUGAAAAAUAUGAGAAGACCAUAAUUAAAAGUGGAGAUCAGAUGUUUUACAAAUUCAUGAAGAGAAUUGCUUCUUGUCAGGAGCAGAUUUUGAGGUAUUCUUGGAGUGGAGAGCCACUCUUUUUGACCUGUCCUACAUCAGAAGUCACUGAACUCCCACCCUGCUGCCACUGUGGAGGCCAGAGGAUAUUUGAGUUUCAACUUAUGCCUGCGUUGGUUGGCAUGCUCAGUAGUGCCAAUUUAGGUCUUUCUGUGGAAUUUGGAACAAUUCUAGUUUAUACAUGUGAGAAGAGUUGCUGGCCUCAAAACCAUCAAACUCCCAUGGAAGAAUUUUGUAUUAUACAAGAAGAUCCAGAUGAACUGUUAUUUAAGUAGAGCAUUUCCUUUUACUUACAUAAAUUAAAACAAAUUUUAAUGUCCAU